AUGAUGGCAGAUCCGUUUGAGGUUCGCAUGCGCUUCACUGCGCAGCUACAGCAUCUGAAUGCCUCCGUCACUUCCUCGCAGAAAGCCGCGCAUUAUGCGCUCAAAUACCGCGACAUGGACGAGGACCUUCACUCGUGUAUUCUGGAACAGCUAGAAAGGAACAACAUGAACAACAGGGCUAAUAUCAUGUAUUUCAUCGAGCAAUUCUGCGAAAUGGCCACCAAAGAAGAUCACUCCCCUUACGUCCGGAUGAUACAAAGAGAUAUUCUGCGAGUCGUCGACGCCGUCGCCCCGGCAGACGGUUCAGGCGCAGCCAAUGUGAAGCACGUGCGCCGGGUUCUGAACGGCCUCCAGACCAAGGAAAUCCUCUCUGCCGAGACGGUAGCGGAAAUUGACGCCGGACUCAAGGAACGAGAAACUCACCCAGCACAUCUCGACCUGGAAGCCGAGGAGGGGCCCGAAGGCAGUGGGAAAUCAAAAAGUGGCACGCCACGCGGCACGAGGGGCAGCGGGGUGCGCGUGGACAAGCGACAGAUCGAACAGCGCAUUGAAGAAGACCGAGAACGAAACAAACGUCUCCGAGAAAGCAUGUGGACGGUGAGUGGUGAUGAUGGCGACGAGCAUGCUAAAUUCUGGGACGAGACCAGUGAUAUUGGAGAGGACGAUUUCAUUGCUGCAAAUGAAGAACUCACAGAACGCACACAAAUGCCCCCCAAAACAAACUCCACUUCGCCAGAAAAAGCGAUUGGCAGUAAACCGACCAUGGUUACCGCUACUAGACGGCGGACUCUUGAAGUCGCGCAACCGAUUACAGAUUCGAAUGUCGAGAUCCGGAUAAAUACGAGAUCGAAGCGCAAAUCCGAUACUGCCGCCGCUCCAACCACCCAGACUCGGGGCAGCAAGCGACGGAAGAGAGCAAGUCUGGAGUCGAACCAGGAAAUAGAGAGCGAACCGCAGAACGAAACUCCGGAGGCGACGCAGGAAAUCGAGGUUGCUCCUGAGCCUGAGCCUGAAGCUGAAACUCAACCGGAACUUGAACCGGAGCCCGAAGCUGUGCCCGAACCCAAAGAAAAACCGGCUACAAAUGGAAAGACCAAGCACUUCCGAUUUGAUAGUGAAGAACCAGAAAUCCCAUUAGAUACCCCGGCCGAAGAGAAUACAGAGACGCCCCAAGACAAGGAGGGUAGCGACGACGACAGCAGUGACGAUGAGGCCCCUGAGGCAAUUGACAACUCCGCGCAAUUGUCCAAGAUCAGGUCAGAAGCGAAGAAAUUGGAGCAAGCCAAGCAACUAGAGGAACAGUUGAAAAAGGAAAAGAGACGGCAAUUGGAUGAAUUGCGCAAAACACAGGCCAAGACCUCCAACAAAAAGAAAGACACUCUCGCCGAUGAUCUGCUUUCCGAGAGCACAGAAACCCUUCAAGGCUCUACUACGCAGGACGUACAACGGUCGGCGCUCCCGGCGCUCCUCCCGGAUGAAAUCCUGAGCGCGGCCCCUGCUACGCGGCCUUUGACGCCCCCCGCAGAAGAAUUGGAAACCGGCCCUAAGAAGCCCAACAAACUCCGGUUCCUUGAGAAGAGCGAACAACGCCCGAAGGAUGUGAGAAUGGGCGAUGUUACCAUCCGAGUCCUAGAUGGGGAACCUCCGCAGAAGAAGAGCAAAACGUCUUUGGCGCCAAAGUCCUCCAAAAAUGGACGCAAUGCUAGGGACAAUUGGCUGAAUAAAUCCCGUAGCACGGGAAGUGUCAAUGGCCUCAGGAGAACGAAGGGUGGUCCUUCAGGCUUUGUGCGGCGAUGA
Aspergillus affinis is the source of this 1797-nucleotide messenger RNA. Its product is annotated as CTD kinase subunit gamma CTK3. Lineage: Eukaryota; Fungi; Ascomycota; Eurotiomycetes; Eurotiales; Aspergillaceae. The record is from RefSeq and is a predicted model, not a curated record. Gene Ontology annotation, molecular function: snoRNA binding. Gene Ontology annotation, biological process: positive regulation of transcription by RNA polymerase I; positive regulation of DNA-templated transcription, elongation; rRNA processing. The transcript is spliced from 4 exons. Bases 1 to 1797 code for a protein of 598 amino acids. Gene Ontology annotation, cellular component: CTDK-1 complex.